AUGAACGUAAACAAAGAUUUGCAAAAUGAAAGAAACAAAUGCAGUUUUAAUGUACGAGAAUUAACUGAAUUCAUAGACGGUGGCAAGAACAGAACAUUAGAAAGGAAACAUAUUGAGAAGUUAAUUCUUGCUCAAAAGGAUGAAUUGUUUGGCGGAACACCAGAAGACUAUCUUAGCCAUAAAGAAAAAUACGAAAGGGCCAUCCAAACGAAUGUUAUUAUUUUGAAAAUUGUUCAAGAUUUUAUGAGAGAUGCAAAUGGUGGUGACCUCACAAAUUACAGGGAUGUACUCACAACGUUGCUCAAUUUCGUGGUCUCCCGCGAAGGAACUCCCUUUGCGCUGCACUUCAUGAUGUUUUUACCGGUGUUCUUAAGUCAGGCUGACGAAGAACAGCAGAUGGAAUGGCUUCCUCGAGCUUGGAAUUGCAAUAUAAUCGGUAGUUAUGCUCAGACAGAGCUUGGGCACGGGACGUUUAUCCGGGGUCUAGAGACGACCGCCACGUAUGACGCUGCCACCAAAGAGUUCGUGUUGCACAGCCCAACAGUAACAUCAUACAAGUGGUGGCCCGGGGCAUUGGGUCACACGGCUAAUUACUGCGUGGUUGUGGCGCAGUUGCAUACCAAGGGCCAAUGUCAUGGUAUUCAUUCGUUCAUAGUGCAAGUUAGAGACGAAGAGACCCACAUGCCCUUAGCGGGGAUCAGAGUAGGGGAAAUCGGGGCUAAGAUGGGCCUGAACAUGAUCAACAACGGGUUCAUAGGUUUCAAUCACGUGAGAAUACCGAGGAGGCAUUUGCUGAUGAAGCACGCGCAAGUGUUAGAGGACGGCACGUACGUGAAGUCUCGUAACAGCAAACUGAACUACGGCGCGAUGGUGUUCGUGCGCGUUGUCAUAGUGUUCGACAGUGUCAACUACCUGUCGAAGGCCGUCACCAUCGCCACCAGGUUCGCUGCCGUUCGAAGGCAGUCACAACUUAAAGCGAAUGAACCAGAGUGUCAGAUAAUAGAUUUUUUGACGCAACAACACAAGCUGUUCAUAGGCAUAGCGACAUGUCAUGCCCUUAAGAUGACCGCCACCAAACUGUGGGAUACGUUCAAUGAAGUUCAACAGCAGUUGCGGGGCGGGAACCUGGAGAGACUACCCGAACUGCACGCGCUGGCUUGCUGCCUGAAGGCGGUGAGCACGGCGGACACGGCGGCGCUGGCUGAGGGCGGGCGGCGCGCGUGCGGCGGCCACGGCUACAUGCGCUCGUCCGGCCUCCCGCAGACGUGCGCCGUGCUGGACGCCGCCUGCACCUUCGAGGGGGACAACACAGUCCUGCUGCUGCAGACCGCGAGAUUUUUAGUGAAAGUAUGGCGAGGCUUGGACACAUUGAAGUUGACGCCCACAGUUGCUUAUUUAAGGACGACACUUACCGAAGGAUUCAACGAUAAAUGGGAAAACACAGUUGAAGGCAUCAUAAAGGGGUUCCAGACCGUCUCCAUGAGAAAGAUCAGCGAGUGCGUUUCUUGCAUGGCUAAAAGGAUUAUGUCCGGAAUGUCGCAGGAGGAAGCCUGGAACAUGACCUCUGUGCAGCUUGUAGCCGCCGCGGAGUCUCACUGCAGAGUGAUUAUUAUAUCGUAUUUCCACGAAGAGUUUGUGAAGGUCUCAUCAAGCUUUUCACCAGCGUUACGUCGAGUCAUGAAACUGCUGGUCGAAUUAUAUACACUGUAUUGGGCUUUAGAUAAACUACAAGAUCUGUUGAAGUACACUUCGAUAUCGAAGACCAACACAGAACAACUUCAAGAGAGGUAUGAAGACACAUUGAAUGCGCUCAGGCCGGACGCGGUCGGACUCGUCGACGCUUUCGACAUCAUGGACGAGAUAUUACAAUCGACUCUGGGCGCGUACGACGGGCGCGUGUACGAGCGCCUGAUGGAGGAGGCGCUGAAGAGUCCUCUCAACGCGGAGCCCGUUAACAGAUCCUUCCACCAGUACCUCAAACCUCUCAUGCAGGGGAAACUUUGAGUUCCGAUUUAAGUACACACAUAAUAUUCAAAUGCAAAUUAAAAGUACUUAAAUGACAAUAAACGAUUUUUUUAUGCCAUUAAAUAAUAAUUAAUUGAAGAGAUGAUAUUGUGUAAGAAAAGCGUACCUACGUUAUUAAUUGUUUGUUAAAUUGUGAUCUUUAGUGAAUUUAUUGUUAUGGAUAUUUAUUUUAUAAAUCAGGGUAUAUUGUCUAUGGUUUACGUACAAAUGUUUUUGUACUCUUGGUUGGUUGUUUUGAAUAAAAAGUUAAUAUAACAGA
Molecule: messenger RNA, 2284 nt
Organism: Bombyx mandarina (wild silkworm)
Lineage: Eukaryota; Metazoa; Arthropoda; Insecta; Lepidoptera; Bombycidae
Product: acyl-coenzyme A oxidase 1
Biological process (GO): fatty acid beta-oxidation using acyl-CoA oxidase; lipid homeostasis
Cellular component (GO): peroxisome
Molecular function (GO): FAD binding; acyl-CoA oxidase activity; fatty acid binding
Source: RefSeq, a predicted model, not a curated record